Molecule: messenger RNA, 13771 nt
Organism: Coregonus sp. 'balchen'
Lineage: Eukaryota; Metazoa; Chordata; Actinopteri; Salmoniformes; Salmonidae
Source: the annotation of a GenBank genome assembly
CUAGCUGAGCUCUUCUACCUGCCCUAUGAGUACGGACCCAAGGCCCUGCACAUGCUCAAGGAGUUCAAUUGGCUACGGGCCAACUGCAGCACCGUCAGCGUCAACUGCAAGGGCAAGGAGCCAGAGAAGGUAGGUGGGAAGGGGAUACCUAGUCAGUUCCACAACUAAAUGCAUUCAACCUAAAUGUGUCUUCCGCAUUUAACCCAACCCCUCUGAAUCAGAGAGGUGUGGGGGGCUGACUUUAUCGACGUCAUCGGUGUCCGGGGAGCAGUUCAUGUUGGAGGGUUAACCCAUAUGUCUAAGCCUGGAGAGGGAGGGGUUCUACUAUGCUAUAUGGAAUUGUUUUAAGAAUGUCAUACCAAGGAUCAUUUUGCUAUUUGAUUUAGAAUUUUAAGACGCCUUGGAAGUAUCAAAAUGUAUAUAAAAAUAAUUAGAUACAUUAUUUUUGGCCUUACUGCCAUUAGCCCGUACGAACACAUUGAAUAACAGAUUCACUACAUGGAACAACAAGUAGUCCCCCCCAAAAAAAAAUCUAAAGGAAGUUUCUUCUGAACUGUCUGUCCUUUAUCUGAGAGAUAUAUAAGAAGAUCAGUAAAUAUUUUUUUAAUUUUUUGAGCACUAAACAGUAUCUAUUUAUUUAUUAAUCUAAUCUUUCUAUAUUUUUUUCAACUGUUCCCUCUGUGCGGCAGUCCCGGGGGAGCUGCGCAGAAGAAAUGUCAUCCUGCGCAGAGAAGCACGAGAUUGAACUUUUCCCUGUUAUUUAACACGAUCAAUGUUUCCCUUUACUGUGGGAAUUGUGAUCGAAUCAACUCAAGAUUAGCCACUUUCAAUGCAACAUACCGAAACAAAACGAAACUAUGCAAGAGGUUUUGUUGUAGGCAGAAUGCAUCGGAGUAGGAUUCUAUUGCAUUGACAGGCACGACUCAGGCCCUACUCUACACAGACUGGUGCGCCAUAACCCAUCAGAGCUGCAGUAGGCCUAUACAGUGCAUUCGGAAAGUAUUCAGACCCUUUGACUUUUUCUACAUUUUGUUAAGUUACAGCCUUAUUCUAAAAUGGAUUACAUUGUUUUGUUUUUUUAAAUCAAUCUACACACAAUACCCCAUAAUGACAAGGCGAAACACGUUUUUAGACAUUUUUGUAAAUUGACAAAAAACUGAAAUAUCACAUAGUAUUCGGACCAUUUACUCAGUACUUUGUUGAAGCACCUUUGGCAGCGAUUACAGCCUCAAGUCUUCUUGGGUAUGACACUACAAGCUUGGCACACCUGUAUUUUGGGAGUUUCUUCCCAUUCUUCUCUGCAGAUCCUCUCAAGCUCUGUCAGGUUGGAUGGGGAGCGUCGCUGCACAGCUAUUUUCAGGUCUCUCCAGAGAUGUUCGAUUGGGUUCAAGUCCGGGCUCUGGCUGGACCACUCAAGGACAUUCAGAGACUUGUCCCGAAGCCACUCCUGUGUUGUCUUUGCUGUGUGCUUAGGGUUGUUGUCCUGUUGGAAGGUGAACCUUCGCCCCAGUCGGAGGUCCUGAGCGCUCUGGAGCAGGUUUUCAUAAAGGAUCUCUCUGUACUUUGCUCGGUUCAUCUUUCCCUUGAUCCUGACUAGUCUUCCAGUCCCUGCCGCUGAAAAACAUCCCCACAGCGUGAUGCUGCCACCAUGCUUCACCGUAGGGAUGGUGCCAGGUUUCCUCCAGAUGUGACGCUUGGCAUCCAGGCCGAAGAGUUCAACUUGGUUUCAUCAGACCAGAGAAUCUUGUUUCUCAUGGUCUGAGAGUCUUAAGGUGCCUUUUGGCAAACUCCCAAGAGGGCUGUCAUGUGCCCUCUACUGAGGAGUGCCCUAAUGAACACCACCCUGUUUCCUGUUCCCCAGGUAGCGGAGUGGCAGUCCCGGGCGGUGAAGUUUGAGGAGAUGUGUUGUUCGGUCAUCCAGAUGUUCACCAGGCUGUCUAACUCAGCCAACCGCACCAUCCUUUACGACCUCUACCCCUACAUCUGGGACAUCAAGAGCAUCAUGUCCAUGGUCAAGUCCUUUGUCCAGUGGCUAGGUAUGCAUGGACACACUCCCACUCUCACACACACACCGAAUAGGUACAGCUUGCUCAGAGCAGCAGAACAGUAAGUGUAGGACAUGAAACACAUAUAGGUUUGGGGAAAAAUACGUCAAGUCUUUAAGCUUUAUGGUGAAGUCUCAUGGUUAGUUUGGAUAAGCUCAAUACAUACACAAAGGUGAAUAUCAUUUUGGUAAGCUUCUGUAUGAGCAUUAAAGAUGUGUUUAUGGCCAUAUUGCAGUUUCUCCAUGAUAAAGAUUGAUAGUGCAGCAGAAUGAUCUUUCAUCUGCCAUCCAGUCUUUGGUAGUUUAGUCAUGCACAUAUUAAUUAAUCAUCUGCACAUGUGCUGUAUCUAUAGUGCCCACUGCCCAGUCUGCUUAACAGAUGGAUUAAGUGUAUUUGUAGACUUAGCAAUGCAACAUUUCACCUCUGUUGGCUUUCACCUGUGUUCAAGGUGAGUCUAGAGCAGACCGUCUCACUCAUAUUGUCAGCUCUUCCAGCUAGUUUUAGGAUAACUUUGGCUUAGCUUAUAUAUCCAUCAGUGACAGAUACAGACAUAUUUUCAAUUGUUGUUUUGAUUUGUUUUAUUACACUUUUCGAUUUGUUGAUUUUACUUUGACUGACUGAAUGCCGCUUGCACUGCUAGCCCCCCUACAUUAGCCAUACAUGAAUUGGUCCUACACAACUAAGUGAAUUGUCAGUAUCAGUGGUGACAGGUCCAGAGAUGGGGUACUGCUGCUUGCUAUGUGUGGUGGCUGCUGCGUUCUCACACACACACACACACACACACACACACACCUGCUGCCAGCCCUCUGUCUGGGGGGUGGGACGCAUGGGUAACUCCCCCACUCCCACCCCGUAGCAUGCCUGCGAGCUUGGAGAGCAAGGUGACUGACCUGAAAAGGCCAUUCUGGUGCAUAAACAAAGAUGGUGAUCGAAUAUCUGAGCCGAGUUAUUAUUGAUACAAUCGAUCCAUAUUGAAACUAUUAAUUUCAUAAAAUGUCCUCACUGAGUAAUGCAGUAACUGCGGACGUCUGCAAAGUCAGUGCAGAGCCUAUUCUCAGCACAUGCUCUGUGUACCAGUGUUAUUGCUGGAUCAUAGUGCUUAGCCUCUACUGAAGAAUUCCUUCUGGCUGUAUCAUAGCCAAGACUCCUUGAACUUAGUCACUCCAUCUUACACACCACUCACUGAUACAUGCACGCGCGCACACACACACACACACACACACACACACUUCACCUGCAUGUAACAUGUCUUGAUAAUGAGUCAACCAGACAGGGAUCCUGAAUGUAGUACCCUGAUACAGUUUUUAACAACAUUUUGAUCAAUUCUGAAGCACAAGCAUGGCCUGUAGGUUACACAAUAACCAUGUUUCAUUCACAGGUUUCUGUCCAGAGCUGGGAACUCUAACCUAUACAGUACACAGCAGGCAGCAAACCCACACUGGCAGAACCACAGCUAAUUCAAAGCUAUAACGGCAUUAUGAAGCCUUAUAAACCAGUAUAACAUUUUAAAGCAUCACCAGCUGUGGGCUAGCUAGACAGAACAUAAAGCAAUCUAAAGGCUUUCCCACAUCUGGUGAACCAGUUGGUGUGUAGACAACUUUUCACGCUUCUCUUUUAUAACUAAACUGCGCUCGAGGCACAAUCAAAGAGCACUAUUCUAAGUAUCCGUCCCCUUAUUGGUCUGUAGCUGUGCAGCCGGCAGUCAGUCUUACCUCCUCCCUGGUGUUGUUACUGAGACACAUUUACUAAUGACCAUCUUCUACUGUUCUCUCCCUUCACCGUGUGCAGAUGGACAAAUCCUCAGUACCAGUUUCUACUGCUAUUGGAUCACCACUGGCCAAUGUCUGCACAGGCCACCUUUUUUGAUCGGUUAUUGUUUUUAUUUGGUUUUUAUUUGAUUUUUAUAUCAGAUCAGGAUAUUUGAUAUGGGUGAUGGAAGUCAGUCACAUUUUGCACAGCCAAACGUUAGUAGCGAGAGAGAAACGUUAAUGUGUUUUAAAUCUUAUUUUCUCUGACAGCGUUCGUUUCUCUCUAACAUGUUUGUUUUUACAAGUAGGCCUUUUCAUGGAAGUGGCUUAAACCAGCACUGGAUGCACCUACACACUGGGGUUCACAUCUGGCGUUCAGAAUGUUAGUCUCUCUACCAUCCUCCCAUAGUCUGGGUUUACUACUACAGUUUACACCACAUUUUCAAAAUGUUGCUUUGAAAGUGACUGGUCGUUUUGUUCAUGAAAGCGACUAGCAACUUACAUUGCAACGUGACACGCUGAGACAAACAGAACUGUGAAAUAACUGUCGUUUUAUUAACAUAGAUAUGUGUCUCCAAUAAUUAUUUGAUGUCAACCACUGGCGAAUGGUGGCGCUUUACUCCCAAGCACCUGAAAGCUAGCUGUGAGUUCCUCCCUGUGGAUGCAUCUAUAUGCUGAGUGGAGCCAGCCUCAUCAGAGGAGGUGUUCUAGGUGUCAGGGUGAGGUUGUUAUGAUAUGUUAUAGCAGGAGCGUGGACUCGUGUCCUCUUCUCGCGCUGUGUCUGUCUCUUCACAUGACAGGAGACAUCACCACCAGGUUUGGUAUCGUCUAUCAAUCUGAUCUUACUCUAUAUAGCACUUUUUUUGUCACAAAGUGCUUCACAGGCACAGCAACCAAUGAUGGCAACCGCAAUGGCAACUAUUCAUAUGUUUGAAAGGUGUGACUGACAAUCGUAGUUUCAAAGUUGCUCUCGUAAGAACGGAGCGGCGUGCCAACACCACAGUACUCCCCAAUCAAGCGACCGUUUGAGGUGCACUAAACUUUGCACCCCUUUUAGUUUUGUCUUUGCACAGCGCUCUCCUCUCUAAGUUGAGGUUUUUUUAAAGCCUCUCUUUCUUCCUGGUUUGAGUCCUGCUCCCUGGUCAUGUGAUAAGGCAGGUUAGAUGAGAAUGUUACUUCAGAUGAGGUGCUGGGGUCAGUGGGGCAACUGCAGCUGAAGCUUACACGGUAGGCCGAGUUCCCCCUAGACACUGAACUAAGGUCAGAUUAGGCAAUUUAGAGCAUGAAUGACUUGGAAGCUUUCACUGCAGGUGAACCAGAAUCCGACUGUCGAUUGUCGAAUUGAUUCAGGCUUUAUAACCUCAAUGAUUCCUCCCAGUUGAGAAACACCAAAGUAAGCUUCAGUUGCUCGAGCCCCAAGUCCAACUAAACCCAUUUCAUACAAAUAAAAUUGUAGUUUUUAUAAUUUAAAAAGCAUUUUCUUUUCUUUGGAGUGAUUGGAAAAUAAUGAUAACCUAAGACCCUCCACAAACCAUCCCCCCCACCCCGCGACCUGUCAGCGAGUUUGUCUUAUCUCUGGUCCCCAUGGUAAUGCUGUGUCCCUCCGGCUCUGUGUGCUCCUAACAGGGUGCCGUAGUCAGGCCACUGCACAGUUCCUUAGUGGAGACCAAGAGCCUUGGGCCUUUAGGGGCGGUCUAGCAGGAGAGUUCCAGGUAUAUACCUACGCACUGACUUCACAGAUCAUAAAACUGUUUGUAAUGCUAGUAAAGAAAAUUGUAUUUAGUCUUGUGUUGAAGAGAAAGUGGUUGUUGCGCACAGCAGAUGUGAAAGGGUUUGGUCUGUCUAAGGUGGGCUGAUCAUGACUAGGAAGGGGUAUACCUCCGAAACGUACGAUAAUUUAUAUAAUAAGUCCAUGUCUUGGGACAGAGUGCCUGUGAGUUUCUAAAGGCAUUGAUCCAACCAGCAUCUGGUAUGGUCCGAUCAGUCUGAAAAGGGAAAGGGUGAACUGACACCAUAAAAAGCUGAAGGAGUCACACCAAGGCAGUGUUUUUCUAAUCCUACAUUUUCUGAAAAUGUGAAUUUCCCUCAGCCGACUGCCCAAAGGAGAUGCUGCUUUUCCAUGGGGCACGCAUUCUACUAAUUCUCCGCGUGGCAUUGCUAGGGUUAGAUUUCCAUGACAUGUCAUUUAUUUGCAGGAAAAGCUCAGUGCAAAAUUCUCCCAUUUGCACACGCAAGCAUCGCAUCGCAGCACCAGCGAGAACGAAAGUGACACCGCCCGCUCAAAAAACUCCAUGAGCAAACACGGUAUUCCUAGACUAAGAUCAGAUAACCCAAGUUGGAAACAGUUUUUUUCUUCUUCAACUUUGUAGCAGUUGAUCUUUUAAAAGACUUGGUUGGUCUUCAAUCAAAAAUCGAAUCAAAUUUUUUUCGUCACAUGCUUCGUAAACAGCAGUUGUGGACAAACAGUGAAAUGCUUACUUAAGGGCCCAUCCCAACAAUGCAGAGAGAAAGAAAAUAGAGAGAUAAGUAAUAAUAGAUACAAAAUCAGUAACGAUAACUUUGCUAUAUACAAUGGGUACCAGUACCGAUGAAUGUGAAGGGGUCUGAGGUAAUUUAGUUAGAUACAGUGCAUUUGGAAAGUAUUCAGAUCCCUUCCACUUUUCCACAUUUUGUUACAUUACAGCCUUAUUCUAAAAUGGAUUAAAUUCAUUUUUUUCUUCAUCAAUCUACACACAAUACCCCAUAAUGACAAAGCAAAAACAGGUUUUUAGAAAUGUUUGCACAUUUAUUACAAAUAAACAGAUACCUUAUUUACAUAAGUAUUCAGACCGUUUGCUAUGAGACUCGGAAUUGAGCUCAGGUGCAUCCUAUUUCCAUUGAUCAUCCUUGAUGUUUCUACAACUUGAUUGUAGUCCACCUGUGGUAAAUUCAAUUGAUUGGAAAGGCACACACCUGUCUAUAUAAGGUCCAACUGAGUAAAAACCCAGCCAUGAGGUCGAAGGAAUUGUCCUUAGAGCUCUGAGACAGGAUUAUGUCGAGGCUCAGAUCUGGGGAAGGGUACCAAAACAUUUCUGCAGCAUUGAAGGUCCCCAAGAACACAGUGGUCUCCAUCAUUCUUAAAUUGAAGAAGUUUGGAACCACCAAGACCCUUCCUAGAGCUGGCUGCCCGGACAGACUGAGCAAUCGAGGGAGAAGGGCCUUGGUCAGGGAGGUGACCAAGAACCCGAUGGUAACUCUGACAGAGCUCCAGAGUUCCGCUGUGGAGAUGGGAGAAACUUCCAGAAGGACAACCAUCUCUGCAGCACUCCACCAAUCAGACCUUUAUAUUAGAGUGGCCAGACGGAAGCCACUCCUCAGUAAAAGGCACAUGACAGCCCACUUGGAGUUUGCCAAAAGGCACCUAAAGGACUCUCAGACCAUGAGAAACAAGAUUCUCUGGUCUGAUGAAACCAAGAUUGAACUCUUUUGGCCUGAAUGCCAAGCGUCACGUCUGGAGGACACCUGGCACCAUCCCUACGGUGAAGCAUGGUGGUGGCAGCAUCAUGCUGUGGGGAUGUUUUUCAGCGGCAGGGACUGGGAGACUAGUCAGGAUUGAGGGAAAGAUGAACGGAGCAAAGUACAGAGAUCUUUUGAUUAAAACCUGCUCCAGAGCGCACAGGACCUCAGACUGGGUUGAAGGUUCACCUUCCAACAGGACAACGACCCUAAGCACACAGCCAAGACAACGCAGGAGUGGCUUCGGAACAAGUCUCUGAAUGUCCUUGAGUGGCCCAGCCAGAGCCCGGACUUGAACCCGAUCGAACAUCUCUGGAGAGACUUGAAAAUAGCUGUGCAGCGACGCUCCCAAUCCAACCUGACAGAGCUUGAGAGGAUCUACAGAGAAGAAUGGGAGAAACUCCCCAAAUACAGGUCUGCCAAGCUUGUAGCAUCAUACCCAAGAAGACAAGGCUGUAAUUGCUGCCAAAGGUGCUUCAACAAAGUACUGAGUAAAGGGUCUGAAUACUGUAAAUGUGAUAUUUCAGUUUUUGUAUUUUUAUAAAUUAGCAAAAAAUUGUUAACCUGUUUUUGCUUUGUCGUUAUGGGGUAUUGUGUAGAUUUGAGGGAAUAAAAAAAAAAUCGAUUUUAGAAUAAGGCUGUAACGUAACAAUGUGAAAACAUCAAGGGGUCUGAAUACUUUCCAAAUGCACUGUAUGUACAUAUAACUAGGAAUAAAGUGACAGAUAGUAAACGGUAGCAGCAGCAUAUGUGAUAAGUCAAAGUUUGUGCAAGAAAGGUCAAUGCAGAUGGUCCGGGUAGCUAUUUGGUUAACUAUAUAUCUAACUAUUUAGCAGUCUUAUGGCUUGGGGGUAGAGUAUGUUCAGGGUUCUGUUGGUUCCAGACUUGGUCUUUAGCUGUAUCUAAUGUUUAAUAUACUGUCACUAGUGAAAAUCUACACCCCUUGCACAGUUUUCACAUUUUGCUGCCUUUAAAAUUAAAUAAAAAAAGGAAUUCAAUUAGAUUUUUCUUUUAACCAACUACCUACUCCACAUUUUCAAAGUGAAAGAAAAAUUAUAGAAAAUGGACAGCAAUAUUCAAACCUUGUCUUUUGAUUUUCAAGCUAAUGCAAGUCAUGACUGAGACUGGACCACUCAGGAACACCCAACAGUUCUUGGAAAGCCAUUCUGGUGUGUCUUUGACAUCCAAAAUAUGUGUCAUUGAAAAAUACCUCUAUCCCAGGGUUAGGUUUUCAGAAGACUGAGGUGGGUUUUCCUCCAACUUUUUAGCCGGGCUUAGGUCCUUUUCAUAUUUUUUUUGGAUCCUGACAAACUCCCCAGUCCCAGCCGAUAACGAGCAUACCCAUAACAUGAUGCUGCCACCACAAUAGUUGAAAAUACAGAGGGUUUCACUCUGUGUUGUAUUGCAUUUGACCUAAGCCUGUAGUUUUUCAUUUAGGCCAAAGAGUUUUGAUGUGUUGUCUUGCAGUGUUAAACUUAAAUCUGUUUGAAUAUUGCUGUCCAUCCAUGAUCCCCAACCAAAUUUACUGAGCUGGAUCAAUUUUGACAAAAACAACGGACUUGUACAAAGCUGGUAGAAUCUUAUUCAAAAUGAUUCACAGCUGUAAUGGCUGCCUAAGGUGCUUCCACCAUGUAUUUACUCUGGGGGGUGAAGACAUACGCAAUCAAGACGUCUACGUUUUUUUGUUUAUUUUAUUAAUUUCACUUUGAAAAGGUGUAGUAGGUUGUGUACAUUAGUAGGAAAACAAUCUAAUGGAAUACGUGUUUUUUAAAUUUAAUUUCAAGGCAGCAAAAUGUGAAGAUUGUGCAAGGGGUGCAUAGACUUUCACUAGGCAUCGUAUGUUAGAAUAACGUUUUACUUGUGGAGUUUUGCUCCUGGAGUUUUCUCAUUGUCAGCGCCAGCAUCAUGACUUCUCUCUACAGGAGGUCCAUGGGCCCUGGGCCCUGCGCAACAGCUCUAAGCGAUGCCUUAGACCAGACACAGGGAAUGGAGCAGCAACAUCUCCUUUAGCCAACAGCACCUUUCUGAGACCAAGCCUUUGCUCCUCCAAUAUACACCUAUAUUCCUGUCUUUAAAAAGAACAUUCUGUAUGCGCUAUGCUCUCAUAAGAACAGAUGUGAUGAUUUGCUGCUGCUGUUCACUGUCAAGCCAAAAGUGCCACAGAAGCCAUUUUUUAGUAACGUUACUUCCAAAUCUUGGACCAUUGGCUGGUUUAGCCUUCCUUUGACAUCCAGCUGUUGUUGGUGCCACAGUGUCCCAGCAGUAGCAAAUAAGUCUGAAACGGUGAAUGCAGAGACCCAGUGCCUGGUGUCAGUUUGACUGAAACUGUUUCUUUUGAUCCCCGGACAGAGAUUCUUGCCGAUCGAUGGGGCAAACGAUCUUUUCUUCCAGCCUCCCCCCGCACUGCCAACAUCCAAAAUCUAUUCCAUCAGGCCCUGCUAUCCUAAAGAUGAGGUGAGGAGAGUCUUAUGGAUAAGAUUUCCUCUAUAUCAGUGGGUGUAUGGGUGGGUGUAAUUUCCCCCCUGGAUCAAUGAUUCCUGUAUUCAGUCAGUGAUUAGCUGAACAUACUGGGUGAAACGGCACGCUGUUGGUAUUCCCAUCUGAGCUAUCCUAGUUUUAAACAUGGCUUCUAGGCUCAUCUGCAGGCCUGCUCAUCCGUCCUGGACUGUCAGCAGUCUCCUCUAUUCCUGUGAGUGCCACGUGCUUAGUCCUCUCUAACUGCUUGUGUGUGUGUGUGUGUGUGUGUGUGUGUGUGUGUGUGUGUGUGUGUUCCAGCAUGCAGUGUAUAAGAUCUGCAGAGAGAUGUACUCUGAAGGAGUUGAGGAACUGCCCUUCUGUGGAGAGGAGCCAGACCUCAUAGGAGACAGGUAAGGACUUUUUUUUAUUUUAGUUGUCGCCCAACAUUAUUUUGAAAACAAUUAAAAUGGAGACAAUUCAACCUAAUGAAUGUUCAAUUGAGACUGAAAUGUUGGUAAAAAGAUUCAUUAAAUCUGUGCAGCAAAAUUAUCAGUGUGCUGGAGUUUCUUUUCAAUGUAGUAUACCUAACUAACAGUAUGUUUCUCCAGGUUAGUAGGAGGGUUCCUGAACCUGAGUCCAGACUAUGGGUUUGUCCUGGAGGAUGAGGAGGGGAUCUGUGGUUACGCUCUAGGCACCGUGGACGUCAAGCCCUUCGUCAAGAAGUGUAAGAUGAGCUGGAUCCCCUCCAUGCAGGAGAAAUACAACAAGCCUGACUGCCAGAAGGACCUUUCUGAGGCUGAGGUAGGAGACUGGGUUGACUGAGUUUCUUUAACUUUCUUUAUUCUAGCACUGUGACACUUAUUUUUGAAAAUAAGUUGUGCAAUGAAUGGGAUAUCUGCUGCCUACUUUGGUCAAAUGCACAAAUACCCCUUUCACACUACUGAACUGAGCCAAGCCAAUCCGAGCUGUACUGGGCUGGCCUGUGACAGGACAGUAACUGAGCCAGUACGUUCAGGUGGGCAUUGUUCGUUUGAAAAGGGUAUUAUUGUACGUUGCUAUAAGAGCGUCUGCUCAAUGACUAAAAUGUCAAACAAUUUCUCUUCCCUUCCUGUAGAAGAUGAUGUUGAGUUUCCAUGAGGAGGAGGAGGGCCUCCCAGAGUCGUUCCUCUCCAACUUCCCGUCCCUCAUUAAGAUGGACAUCCAUGCCAAGGUCAUCGAUCCCAGCGUGGCCAAGAGCAUGAUGGGAUGCCUGCUCUCCUCCCUCAAGGCCAAUGGUAGGUGGUGUCUACAGAACCUGUCUCAAUCAAUCAAGCACAUUUGCUAAUCUAUGAAUGGUCCCUAGCAACCAUCUAUGAAUCGACUUCAGUUGUCCGCAUCCCAAUUAUAAUGCAUAAGGAUGGUUGUCAUGAGCAUGUAGGACCCACUUAUUAUAAUGUUGUAUUAUCAUCUCAUAAUGGUCCUAACUAUAAGUACCAGCCAUUUUGAGUCAUACAUAGAGACGUAACAUUAUUAGCCUUAUAAUAGUACAUUAAGCAUAUCUGCAGGUUUUAAGUAGUGUUACGUAACUGUUACUUACUUAUGUUGUUAAGCUGUUGUUUACCCCCCCCCCCCCCCCCCCCAGGUUCCAUCGGUGCGUUCUGUGAGGUGCGUCAGGCAGACAAGAGGAUGAUAGACUUCUACAGUAAGCUGGGCUGCUUCGAGGUCGCCAAGAUGGAGGGCUUCCCCAAAGACAUCAUCAUAAUGGGCCGCAUCCUCUGAGGACAACGACGUCAUCACGGGACGCAGCUUCUGAGACCCAAGCAACCACGUAGCUGUGUAGAGAGCUUCAGUCAUCUGGGCUAAGGAUAACUGUCUGUUACCUUUACAAAACUACCAAUACUUGACGAUUUUAUACUUCAACCACCUGGACUAGACAAGGCUAGAGGCAUCCCAUUUUUUAGAUAGUGUUCAGAAACACAGCAGCUUGUACAGAUCCACUGUGCUGCCGCUAGAGGCCCAGAGCUCUGCCGGAUUGAAACAGAAUCCAAAACUGUAAGAGCCACAGUAGUCGUCUGCAGCCCUGUAAAGCCGUGUGUAUUUAUGGCGGGCGAUUUCCCUCCGUCAUUGGUCUCCAGAAUGGAGUGGCAGUGGCUGAUCCCCAUGCGGCUGCAGGAAGUAGGAGCUGGUCAGGUGCCAUCCGCUCCCAUUAGCCUUUCAGACCCUGUGACGUGACUGUCAGCAGCUGAAUGGGGGUCCGUCUGUCUCUCACAGUCAGGGGGUGUAUUUAGAUACUGCUGCAUCUCAAAUUGCACCCUAUUCUCAAUGUAACACAUUACUUUUGUCUGGUUGAAGGUAGUGCAGUGUAGAGAGAAUAAGGAGUGAUUAGAGACUUGGUCGUAUAUCCUGACACUGCACUCUGGUUAGGCCUAGCUGACAGGGGGGGAAGUUGGGGGAAAAGGGUCCUUUAAAAAAAAAAAGGGGCCUCUUUUGAACAGGUGGUCCCCCUAGCUUACUGAGUAAAGAGUGGUUUAUGCUUCCACCUAUACUGUAGAGUUUUCAACUCCCGAGUAUGAAAAAACAUUUGUCUCUUUGUGGUGUGUUACAGGUUCCUCAAUAGUUUACUUAAACAGUGUCAGACAUGCAGAGGAAAGCAUAUGUUGGAGUGUUCAAGGAGACUUCUGGAGACUUUAGUAGAUAGUUGUUUUCUGGAAACCCACCUGAGUAGAAAUGGAUAACCUUGAAGAUGUGGAAGUGGUCACGUAUGUUUCCACUCACUAAAAACAUGGUUCUCAGUCUAUUCCUUUAACUCUUUGCUUUUGGCCAUGCUUUUUUACAGUACUUUUUUAUGUUUGUAUAUUGCUUUUCUAUUGCCUUUUGGUUAAUUGCCUUUCAAUAUCAUUUUUGUACCUGUGGAUAUCUCCAAGGGGCCUAUUGCGCUGUACUGCAGAUCACAGGUGAUUUAUCAUGCACUCUUAUCUACUGUCAAUCCACCUGACUAAUACAUAAGGGAACAUGAGAAUGGGUGCGUUCAUUUUAGCUUGCCCGGUGCCCUGGGUGGUCUCAAAUGGGCAAACUCCGCCCUCCCGGUGCACGCUAAAACGAACAUACCUUGCCUCAAAGGUGGGCCAUCUGCUCUAAAAUGUCUCUAGAUUUUGUCACUAAUCCAGUGCUCUGGCUCUUAAACCAAGAGAGGUGCCUAAUCUCAAUAGUUUUUCUAACGUGAAAAUAGGCCGAAACAGUUUAGAUGCUUCAGCACUCCCGCUAUAAUACAGCUGCUCUAUUUCUCAACUUCAUUAGAUGCGCUGAGGAACAUUAGCCACUAACCUAAUUCUUAUCCAGGAGGACAGAAUAGAAAGAUACUAUGUAGAACAGAUGUGAUUCCAUGGCAAGCAGAAUGAGGAACCAUGUUGGCUGUGUACACCACAUUUCUAUCUGCAACACCAUACAACAUUGCACCCACUUGAAUAUCAUGCUACUGAGAGGCUGCUCUUCUCCUGGUUAGGACACUACCUACAUAGACAUGUCAAUUCAAACAUGCUGUUAAAGGAAUAUGAAAAUAAGACAAAAGUAUUUGGUUACCUAAUUUUGUCUUCUGCCUUUUGUAUUUUCUCAACGGGCACAAUCCUGAAUGCUUAUAAUCAGUCUAAACAUUUAACUAGUUAGAUUGCAGUCCUUUUAGUCUGCUCUAUUCAUCCAACCCAUCACCCUCUGGACUAGUAUUAUUCUGUGGUGGACAGGUAAGUACGUUUCCCAGAGAGAAUAGCAACAUGUAUCCUCCUAGUUCUCCACUGGUAUUGAAUGAUUUACUUUUUCUUAAGUAUAUAACAUCAGAUAUUUUGUCAUUGCUUGUGCUAUUUUUAAGAUUCCUUUUUUUCCUGCCUCUGGUGAUUUUGAAGGUAUAGCUGCAAUUGAAAGUGCUUCAAUUGUAGGCCUACAUUGAUGAUACAUACAUUGACAUUGUUAGUUUUUUUGGUGGGGAGGCAUUUAUUGAUAAAAAUGUACACUUUGUAUGUAAACGGAAAGUUGUGGUUAAUAAACAAUGAACCC